AUGCUAUCCUCCUCCUCCGAAUCGACAUCAAGAAAGCCACUUGACAGUAGUUGGAGGAACAGACGAGACAUGUCUGAAGGGUCCAGUUGGCGAGGUGGGAAUACUGUGAGUAGGGGGAGCUGGCGAGGAGGCAAAGCCCAGUACCAACGCGGGGGCUGGGUAGGAGGAAGCUCCGGAGCUGCCACAAGUUGGAGAGGGGGGCGGUCCAAUAGGCAUGGCGAACCGUCACAUUCUCGCCGUAUCUGCGAGUUUUUCCAACGCGGCCGGUGCGCGUAUGGGGAGAGCUGCAAGUUUGAGCACCCUUCCAGGACACCAACAGACGGGGUGACCACUGCUCUUUCCUUCAGCAGCCUAGCUCCAAGCCAGUUGGAGAGUACAGCCCGAGACCACUACUUGAGCUUCAAGCGACAGGUCAAACGAACGUCAGGGAACUUUGUGGAAACUUGGGCACUUGCCGCUUCGGUACUCGAUGGUCCUCUUCGUGAACGACAUCAAGCAAUUGCCCGUGAUCUUGUGGAUGAUGAUCUCGGCGGACCAGGCUUCAUCUUGCACACGAUAGAGGCUUGCAUGGAUCGGCAUGAUGAAAUCCCCCAGCUUCCUUUGGCCGAGGCGUUUCUCAAGACUAUCACGCACAAAUCACUAGUGACGCCACUUUCCAUCGAGUCGUAUGUCAGCACCAUCUAUCGAAUUCUCGGGGGGGUCAGCGGAAAACGGGGUCUUGCUUGCUUCAGGAGCAUUUUGACGAUUGUCUCGCCCAAGGAAAGCAACUACACCGCGAUCCUAGCUUUGAUCGCCACUGGACUUCGCGAGCUUCUCUCAAGAGAGAUGCGAAUCCUGUUGAACGAUAACCUCUCUUCUGUGCUCGAGAUGUUGGGCGACUCCAUCGAUGUCCUAAAGGACACUUCGACUUCCGUUGAACUUCAAGUCGCCAAGGUCCAAGUCAAGUCCAUCAUGAGAAUGGAACAAGUCGUCCGCCUACGCCAUUCUGACCCAUCCGUGGAUCCUAGGACAGAAACACGGGCUGUUGACCCGACUCGUUCGACCUUCCCUAAGUUGAUCGUGAUCCCUGGAGGCAAUCAUGAUAAUGACUGUCCCGACAUUACAAGGAUCCAGAUAUUUCCCACUCUUGAGGAGAUUCAAAGCGACCAUGUGGAAUUUCUACCAAGCACAGACUUUUCCGAGCCCCAUUUCUACGACGAUCCUGUCCAACGCCACAUCGAUACUGCAUUUCGUCUUCUCCGACAUGACAUUUUCGGCCCAAUGAAGGAGGCCCUGCGGCCUUUAACACAGGGUCUCCAUUCUAAAGACGCCGAAGCUGCGUUCUCCGCAAUCAGCUCCAGUCUCAGGGCGCAUUUAUAUUCAGGAGCCACAGUCGAGCAACUUUUCAUCCGCCCAGGAUCCGGGCUUGAGGCCGUCUUGUCCUUUUCUCCGCUACCACAGCUUCGCUCUCGGAGCAAAGCAGAAUGCCGUCGAUGGUGGAAGGACUCGUCCCGCCUUCAACCUGGAGGUCUUGUCUGCUUGGUUACUUCUGACGACCCUCACGACCCUUGCAUGUUUAUGUUUGUGGUUACGGAGAAACGUGUGGAUGAUGUUGAAGAUGAAAAAUUGCAGUUCUCACUUGUCUCGCAGAGGCGAAAUCCCUCGGUAUCAGUCAAACUGGUGUCUCGAGAUGAACGUACCCUUUCACUUCUCAGCCAAGCUUUCAUCACGAAAAGAACUGGUGCGGUUGUCGACUUUCCUGGGAUCAUUCCUGAGACCUUUGUGCCGAUUCUCAAAAACUUGCAACAUAUGAUGGAAGAUGGCCACAUGCCUUUCUCACAGUGGGUCUUGCCAUCGUCCAAGCUUAACAUAGCCAAGCGACAAGAAACUAUGGAUGUUCCUCCCCCUCUGUACGCCAGAAAGCCAGGGUUCUCGUUUGAUUUGAGCCCAAUCAUCCCCAGAGCAGUGGACUGCCUUGCGUUCAACCCGGCCCACCCCGAUGACAUCAACCUCCAGCAUCUUGAGGCGAGAACUGGGCUCGAUGAGGGACAGUGCCAAGCACUCAUCCAUGCUCUCAGUCGAGAAUACGCUCUUAUCCAAGGUCCACCGGGAACAGGAAAGUCUUAUGUUGGAGUGCAGCUCCUGAGAGUUCUGUUACAACACAAGUGGUCUGCCGCGUUAGGGCCGAUAAUUGUCAUAUGUUAUACAAACCAUGCAUUGGACCAGUUUCUGAAACAUCUCCUGCAUGUCGGAAUUGAGAGCAUCAUUCGCAUUGGUGGCCAGUGUCGCACUGAAGAGCUUGCCGGCAAGAACCUCCGAGUUGUGAGCAGACACGAGCCUAAAACGUCUGGUGAAAGCUAUCAGCUGGGCUCGAACUUUGGGUCAAUCAAGGAAGAGCUAGACUGUGCCGAAAACUACCUUCACCGAAUCAGGAUGGCUAGAAGAAGGCGUGUUGACCAGAAAGGCGUUUCGACGUAUUUGGCAGAAUAUCACCCCAGCAUUGCUGCUCAGCUUCUAGGAGAGGAUGCCGAAGGAUUCACAACGGUUGGCAACGACCCGAUUGAUGUCUGGCUGGGGAGAGAGGACAAUCCAUGGAUUCGGCGCCAGCAUGGGGAUGAAGAGCUCGAUAUUGUGUCACUGGAACAACGCGCCGAACACAAUGUUUGGUCCCUUGGGAAACAAGAGCGCUGGGCCCUGGCAGAGAGUUGGCUUUCAAGAAUCGUCAAUGGCGCCAAUGACCAUCUGUUUUAUCAUCUUGACGCGGUGAAGGACGCCGAGGAGGCUAUCAACAGCGUUCACGCGGAUGUGAACAGUCGAAUACUGGAGGAGGCCGAUGUGAUCGGCAUCACGACAACAGGGCUAGCCAAGAACAUCGCCAUGCUGCGCGGUAUUGGCGCUAAAGUGGUUAUCUGCGAAGAGGCAGCCGAGGUUAUGGAACCUCACCUCAUUUCCGCCAUGAUGCCUGGGAUUGAGCACUUCAUUCAGAUUGGCGACCAUCGACAGUUGCGGCCCCAGAUCAACAAUUACGGUUUCAGUGUGGAAACUACAAGAGGCAAAAAAUUUCAGCUUGAUCGCAGCCAGUUUGAACGUCGGGCCGAGGGGGAGCCGGGCCUGGCUCCCCUUCCCGUCGCACAACUGAAUGUGCAGCGAAGAAUGAGGCCUGAGAUUUCGUCACUGAUCCGAACAGUGUAUCCAGAUUUGAAGGACCAUGACUGUGUUCAGAACUUCCCAGGGGUAACAGGGAUGCGAGAGCAUUUGUUUUGGCUCGAUCACCAACAUCCUGAAGAUGGCAGAUACGAUGGCGCGAAGGUGAAAUCACACAGCAACUCUUGGGAAGUCUCCAUGUCAACAGCCUUGGUCCGUCACCUCGUACGACAGGGAGAGUACAAAAGCACAGACAUUGCACUCUUGACGCCCUACACUGGCCAGCUCCAGAAGCUUAGGGUUGCGUUGAGCGGCGAUUUCGAGGUCUUCCUCAGCGAUCGUGACCUCGAGAAGUUGGCAGACGAUGGCUUUGGACAUGCUGAUGGAGUCGAGUCCGACUCGGUCGGCUCAGUCGAUGACGCCCCGAGAAUUGAGCACAACCGAGGCAGGAUGUUGCAGAAGACAGCGUUGGUUGAUGCUAUCCGGCUUGCCACAGUGGACAACUUCCAGGGAGAAGAGGCUAAGGUGAUCAUUGUGUCACUGGUUCGCAGCAACAGCAACAACGAAAUUGGCUUCCUCCGAACAGAGAAUCGUGUCAACGUACUCCUCAGUCGAGCCCAACAUGGGAUGUAUCUUAUCGGCAACAUGAGAACCUACCGAGGGGUCAACAUUUGGGACGACGUCUACCAACAGCUUGCAGAGAGGGGUGCGGUAGGGGAUUCGAUUGCGCUUUGUUGUCCUCGACAUCCUGAUAUCCCGAUCGAGUGCUCCAAUCCUGACGACUUUCUUAGACGCAGCCCGGAAGGGGGCUGCACUCUUCGAUGCGAUCAGCGUCUUGACUCAUGCGGCCAUCGUUGUCCGGCAAUGUGCCAUUCACAGGCACUCCACGACGUCUUCAGCUGCACACAGCCAUGUCCCCGUAUCCGAACAACAUGUCGACACGCCUGCCCAAAGCUCUGUGGCGAGGACUGCGGUCCUUGUCAUGUCACGGUCACGGACGUUGAACUUCCCUGUGGCCACAUCGCUGAUGAGGUGGAAUGUUGUCAGACACUUCAUCCGGAAAAGAUCAGAUGUUUGCACCCUACGACAAAGAUCGUCCCUGCUUGUCAGCACAAGGUGAAGGUACCAUGCGAGAGGGAUGUGUCUCAGUACUAUCGCUGCCCAGCACCUUGUGAGGCGACCUUGGCCUGUGGGGAUAGAUGUACUGGUCAGUGUGGCACGUGUCAGCGCUCCCAUAAAGAAUGUCAGAGGAUCUGUAGGCUUCCAUCGUCAACCUGCAAUCAUCUCUGCGCUAGAAAGUGUCAUAGCGGAGAGCUGUGUGGAAGCUGCCGUCAGCCAUGCCAAGUACGAUGCCCCCAUUCUUCUUGUUCCCAGCCUUGCCACAAGCCCUGUGCCCCUUGCAUCGAAAAAUGCGGCUGGGCUUGCGAGCACAUGGGACAAUGCUCGCUACCAUGUGCUGCACCAUGCGACCGUCUGCCAUGUGACAAGCGAUGCUCAAGAAAGCUCAAGUGCGGGCAUCAGUGUCCUAGCUUCUGCGGAGAAGAGUGCCCAGAGGAUCUGUGUCAGCUGUGCUGUCAAGACGAACGGAGGCAACGUCGUGUUGAUGUUCUCGAGUGGAAGUUGUAUCGCGAAGUUGAUCUUGACGACAGUCCAAUCGUUGUUCUCAGUUGUGGUCACUUCUUUACAGGCGAGACGCUGGACGGCUCGCUAGGAAUGACCCAAGUAUACACCACAAAUUCGAACGGUGAAUACAACGGACUUCGAGAUAUCGCAGGCACCUUGUCCACAUCUGGGGUGCCUUCAUGCCCGGAUUGCCGCAUCCCCAUCCGUCAAUUCGCCACCAGACGUUACAACCGGGUGGUGAACAAGGCGGUGAUGGAUGAAACGAUCAAGCGAUUCUUCGUAGAUGGUCGUCGACGCCUCCAAGAACUCCAGCAAAGACUGGCUGCAGCAACAGCCAAGCUAUCCUUGGACAACAUCCCGGAGUGGGAUGAUACAGUCCCUGGGUCCGGUGCUUCGUCGGUCCUCCGCGACAGGUACCUUGAGCUACACCGCAUCAACUUGACACUGCAAAUGGUAAAGCGACAGAUGGACACGGAACAUCAACCGGCCAAAAAGCUGUUUGACGCCAUCGUCAGCUCUCGACGUCGCCAGCUGAAGACAUUGUCCAUGGAACAGAGAUUGCCUGAGCUCAGCUUGACUGGACCACCUCCGGCGUACAACUCCCAAGUUCUCCUUGAGGCUGAGGCACUCCACUUGCAAGUUCGGGCGGCAAUUCUCCAAGACAAGAUGAGGAUCGCGGCCAAGGUUCCUGAAUUGCAAGAAGGUCUCAAGAAUGCUGAUCGCCCUGGGGCUGAUGUGCCAGGACUUAUGAAUGAUUGUAUGGAGGGCAUCAAGAAGUCGAGGGAGUGGAAGCUUCCACGGCUUGUGAUCUCCCUCAGCCAGCUUUACGCACAAACCAGCCAGCUGGCUGGUCGAUAUUCUGCGCAGUACAGAGCUCGUACUGUUGAGUGGAGUGAUUACGGUGCUACUGCUGGAGAACUGCUGAUCGAGGCGCUGCAGCUUUGUGGGACGUUUGAGGAUGGCGAGAGUUUUAGGGAGGAUGUUCAAGAGGCGCUGAAGGCUUUGAAGUCAACGAGAUACGAGAAGGUCAGCAGGGAGGAGGUCAAGGCUAUCAAGUUGGCUAUGGUGAGUGGGUUUGGGGGGAUGAGUACGAAUUCGGGACACUGGUAUAAUUGUCAGAAUGGGCAUCCGUUUGCUAUUGGUGAAUGCGGGAUGCCCAUGGAGGUGGCCCGCUGUCCGGAGUGUGGAGCUAGGAUUGGGGGCUUGGAUCACGAGCUGGUGCAUGGGGUGUCGCGGGCGGAGGGGAUGGAGUAAAAUGUGCAAUAACAUAUCGAUGCCAUGUUACGUUAUGUAUGAUGUGGGUUUCCUUUUUCUAUCUUAUUGUUUUCUUUGUCUUUGCUUUUGGUUCCACCUUAACAGAUAUGGGGAUUCUUCUAGAUAGCUAUCUUGUCAGAUCAAUGUCACCCCUGAAUACCCCUGAUCACCCU
This is a messenger RNA of Podospora bellae-mahoneyi, 6173 nucleotides long. RefSeq lists its product as uncharacterized. Bases 1 to 6000 code for a protein of 1999 amino acids. The record is from RefSeq and is a predicted model, not a curated record. Gene Ontology annotation, molecular function: helicase activity; zinc ion binding. The transcript has 4 exons. Lineage: Eukaryota; Fungi; Ascomycota; Sordariomycetes; Sordariales; Podosporaceae. Gene Ontology annotation, biological process: regulatory ncRNA-mediated heterochromatin formation. Gene Ontology annotation, cellular component: nuclear RNA-directed RNA polymerase complex; nucleus.